Cryptotermes secundus is the source of this 3461-nucleotide messenger RNA. It is a transcript of the gene sra, whose product is annotated as protein sarah. The transcript is spliced from 5 exons. NCBI's taxonomy places the organism in Eukaryota, Metazoa, Arthropoda, Insecta, Blattodea, Kalotermitidae. The record is from RefSeq and is a predicted model, not a curated record. Gene Ontology annotation, molecular function: calcium-dependent protein serine/threonine phosphatase regulator activity; nucleic acid binding. Gene Ontology annotation, cellular component: cytoplasm; nucleus. Bases 186 to 938 code for a protein of 250 amino acids. Gene Ontology annotation, biological process: calcium-mediated signaling.
UUCUGCUUUGGUGUUGUUUCCGUCUAUGAUUCCAAUCAAUUGGGGCGUCAUUAGUUUCCCAUAUCAAUGCAUACUGCAAUUCUAUUAGACAUUUAUUUCUUCGAUAUGAACUUGUGUAAUAAAAUAAGCUCAUAAGUGCUUUGUAACCUGUGCUUGGCCUUGCAAAAUCAAGUUGGCAUAUCAUUAUGGAAGAACAAGAAGGAGGGAUGGCAGUUGAUUCGGAUGAACCAAUGUCAAAUGAUGAAAGUGAUAUUAUUAUCAAUGAAGUAGAUGGUUUACCAAAUGUUCAUCCAAACUACAUUGAAUUAGAACUUCAGCGUGGUGCUUCUAGGCAGAAUUCUGAAGGCGCACGCACCAUGGAUGAACUGAUUCAUGAUGAAGAUCUUCCAACUUCACUGAUAGUUACAAACCUAGAUAGCUCUAUCUUCAAAAAUGAGGAGAAAAAAAAAGAGCUGGAAUUACUGUUCAGUCAGUUUGGUGAACCAGCUUCAUUCCAGUUUUUCCGAAGCUUUAGGCGUAUGAGAGUGAAUUAUAACUGUCCAGCUGCUGCUGCUAAGGCCAGAAUACACAUGCACCAAACACGAUUUGGAGAGACUUUAAUCAACUGUUACUUCGCACAGCCUGUUUCACCAAUCGAUUUUGAAGAUCAGCACUUGCAACCACCUGCCCCUGUCAAGCAGUUCUUGAUUUCUCCACCAGCAUCACCACCGGUUGGAUGGGAGCCAAGAGAUGAAGGAGAACCAUUAGUGAAUUAUGAUCUCUUAGCUGCUAUAGCAAACCUUACCCCAGGAGAGACACAUGAAUUGCACCCACCAUCAGGCAGCCAACCAGGUAUUGUAGUUCAUGUUUGUGAAGAAUCUGCUGGAACAUCCCAGGGUGGAACAUCACAACCCAAAGCUCGAAUAAUGCAGACAAGGUGCCCAGAUCAUCACAACUGAAUGUUACCUAGAUACUGCCUAAUUUACGAGUUUGCCUCAGUGUGAAUCUUCUAGUUGACAUAGGAAUACCAGUCAUUGAUACUAAUAUGCUGCCUUUAUCCAAUAGUGAAAUGUUUUAAUGCCUGUGAAAGUGAAAAGAAAGAUUAGUAAAUUUCAAACAUAAAGAGAAUUCGGAAUUAUAGGUUCCACCUGUAGUUGUUGAGGUUAGUGUUAGUGGAAAAUUUUGAUUCUGAUCUCUUCAUCACAGCAUUAUGUUAUAUUGUUUCAUGUUUUUUUCUGUCUACUCCUGAUUUAAUACAGUUAAAUUGUUCUCAAGCAUCAGUGCAAGCCAUUUUUUCCUCAUAAAGCACAGUACAUGACUCCUGGUUUUAUAAAUAAAAUAUUUCAGUAUUGUAAUUGAUAUUGGCAGUGUUCAUUAGUGAAAGAAUAUUCAGAUAUAUAGUCUAACUAUUUGGCAUUCCUAUUCAUAUGUUGCAGACUGUCACUUUGGAAUCACUACUGGUAUUAUAGCAUGCCCUGAGAGAUCAGUACUGAAAAAUGUGUUUGUAUCAAACCCCAUGUGACAUGUCAAUUUCACUUCAGUUGCGUAAAGUGCUUCUCUUUCUCUAUUCCUUUAGAUUAUUUAGAAUCACUCAUUUCUAGAGGUUGUGUAUGUAAAAUUGCAAUUUUUCUCUUAUUUUUCUCGAGCUUUGUAGCAUUACACAGUACAGUAUAUUAGAACGACUGAAUGAAGUUAAGUGUCUUUUAGUAUUGCAUUGGCUCAAUAUCAGCUACCAAGAAUUCAUCCCUGGAACUUGUUACUGAUGUAGUUGGAACAUAUAACAAGGUUCAUUGUAUUAGAACAUGUAAUUUGUCCUCCUUGAGCUGCAGUUGAGAGAUUUUACAGAAAAAAUAUAAUAAUAUUAUUUCAUAUUUGAAGUUAUUACUACAGUUUAAAGAAGGUGGGUUGAGCAUCAGUAACAUACACUGGAUUACCUGCUUUGCCUACAUAUUGCAGCACCGUUCUUGUUAUUGUGUUGUGUUUGCAUUGCUGACUGGACAAGUAGUCUUCAGUUUGUUUGUAGAUACAAAAAAAAGUUUGUGUUUGAGUUCAUGAGUAACUGCAGUUUCCACCUCAGUUCUUUGUUUUAGAGCUAGUACUGUUAAUAUAACCUCACCUGCAUGAAUUAUAGUAUAAUGUAGAGUGAGCCCAGUUUCCUUUAUUAAGAACUGAGUUUUAUCUUAAUUAUAUAGUACAAUUUUUAAAACUAGGUUUUUUUAUUAAUAGUCAAGGGAUUUGUUCAGCAUUGUGCUAUAAUAGCAAUUACUGGAAUGUCACACAGCUGCUGCCUAUAUUGUAAUCGAAUACAGAAUGGUAGUUUGUUAGAUAGCCAUUUAAGAAAAGCCAAGAUAGUGUCUUUUGGAAGAGCCUAAUGCAUUCAUUCUGAUGUUUUUCAGUGCUAAACAUUAUCAUGAUAACAGUUUACUGUGACAGUAUAUUACAGUGUGUAGGGUACUUCUGCUAAUUCUCUACAUGUGAAUUUUAUUAUCUAUUUGGAUAAACAUUUUAUGUGUUCCAUUUAUUCUUGGAAGGACAUGGAGCAAUGCAAGUACAUUUUGUUGAACACAGAAUAUGUUAUCCUGUUUCAGUAUGUACUUAAACUUGAUUGAAUAGUCAAAAUAAUGAGUGAUACGAUAUGUACAGUGUACUGUUGAAAUAUUUAAUCAUUAUGCAACAUUGACAUAAUGUAAUAUUGUUACGCUUUGUGUAAAUACUUUCUAACCUACUGUUUAUAGCUAUAAGUAAAUGGGUCCAUUACAAAUGGCAUGUUAUUACAAGUUCAAAUUCUCUGCUGUUCACUACAUCAGAUAUUGCUUUUUGUAAGAAUUUUCUGUGGGCUGCAUAAAUAGCGUCUGUUUCUUGCAAACACGAUUGAAUUAGUGGAUGCAUCAAUUUGGUAGCCCUGCCCUUUCUGAUGUAAUUCUUUUUUAAACUUUGGUAUUUUCUAGUUAGGUAUAUUCACCCUGUUUUUCUUAAUAGGCCUAUAUAAUACAGUCAUGUUUUAAGUCUCUGUACUUUUGUUACUGCACAUAGAACUGUUUCCUUUGCUUGACCUAUGUUCUAAUUGAAUAACAGGUGUCACUGGAGGGCUACUUGACGAAAAUUAGUCAGGUAUGUGUUGAUGUAGAUAAAAAGAAAAUGCAUACACUAACUUAUUGUAGUCCUAAUGUUAUGUCAGUUUUGUUCUCUUCUUCUUGUGGGUUUAUUUGUUAUGAAGAACUGCAAAUAAAAUAUAUUUGAAACAGCUCUGAAGUGACUGAGGUAAUCUAGAAAAUCUUGCGAACCUAGAAGUACUCUGUGUAAAGUUUAUGUUUUUAAGACAGUAAUUAUUCAUCAAGGUUUUUUUUUCUUGUAAUAUACAUAACUGUAUGAGUAUUCAUGAAAUACAGCAAACUUCAUCUGUUACGGCUGGUUAAUUUUUGUGAAGUUUUUUAAAUGUGAUGUCAUUUAGUUCUUUAAUAUAACUUUCAUUUCAACUGUUA